UGCAGCGGGGAAGAAGGUGACCGUGGAGGCCCACGCCCACCUGAGUCUCUCAGCGACAAGCUGCCACUCCCGCCGGCCGACCUCAACCUGUACGGCGCGGCCGUCGCGCUGCGCCUGCUCCUCCUCGCCGCCUUCUUCCGGUACCGCGUCGCGCACCCGGCGCGCGGCGCGCCCUGGCUCUGGCUGGCCGCGCUCGCCUGCGAGCUGUGCCUCGCCCUCGCGUGGCUCCUCGCCCAGCUCCCGAAGCUGUCCCCGACCAGCCGCGAGACGCACCUCGACAGGCUGGCUUCGAGGUACGACAAGGACGCGCGGCUGGGCAGCGUGGACGUGCUCGUGACGGCGGCGGGCGCGGGGGCGGAGCCGCCGCUGGCGGCCGCGAACACGGUCCUGUCGGUGCUCGCGGCGGACUACCCGGCGCGGAGGCUGGCCUGCUACGUGUCCGACGACGGCGCGGACUUGCUGCUGUUCGAGGCGCUGUUCGACGCCGCGGGCUUCGCGCGGCGGUGGGUGCCGUUCUGCCGCCGCCACGCCGUGGAGCCGAGGGCCCCCGAGCUCUACUUCGCCCGCGGCGUCGACUACCUCAGGGACAAGGCCGCGCCGUCGUUCGUCAAGGAACGCCGCGCCAUGAAGAGGGCGUACGAGGAGUUGAAGGUCAGGAUGAACUGCCUCGCCGCGAAGGCGCGGAAGGUGCCGGAGGACGGGUGGGUCAUGUCGGACGGCACGCCGUGGCCUGGGAACAACACGAGAGACCAUCCUGCAAUGAUACAGGUUCUUCUGGGGCAUCCCGGCGAUCAGGACGCCGAGGGGAACGAGCUGCCUCGGCUGCUGUACGUGUCGCGGGAGAAGAAGCCGGGGUUCCAGCAUCACACGAAAGCCGGCGCCCUCAACGCCCUGCUCCGGGUGUCCGCUCUGCUGACGAACGGCUCCUACGUGCUCAACCUGGACCACGACCACUGCGUAGCCAACAGCGGCGUCCUGAGGGAGGCAAUGUGCUUCCUCAUGGACCCCGAGUCCGGGAACAGGACGUGCUACGUCCAGUUCCCGCUGAGGAUGGGCGUCAACGACGACGGUGGCGAGACGCGCGCGACUCGCGACUCUGUCUUCUUCGACAUCGGCAUGAAGUGCCUGGACGGCAUCCAGGGCCCGGUGUACGUCGGCUCCGGCUGCUGCAUCAACAGGAAGGCGCUGUACGGGUUCGAUCCCGCGUCCACUGAAGACGACGACGGGGAGGCGCCGGUGCAGCGGAGCAGCCGAGCAGGAAGGAGGCGGAGGUUGCGUUCCUACCGCGCCGCGUUGGAGCGGCACUUCGGCAACUCACCGGCGUUCAUCGCGUCCGCGUUCGCGAGCCAAGAGCGCGGCGGCGACACGUCCGCGGCCGCAGACGCUUCUUGUCUCCUCAGGGAGGCGAUCCACGUCGUCAGCUGCGCGUACGAAGCGCGGACGAGGUGGGGCAAAGACGUCGGCUGGAUGUACGGUUCUGGCGGCGGCGGCGGCGUGGUCACGGGGUUUAGGAUGCACGCGCGCGGGUGGUCGUCAGCGUACUGCGCGCCGGCGCGGACCGCGUUCCGGAGCUUCGCGCGUGCCAGCCCCGCUGACGUCCUGGCCUCGGCGUCGAAGCGAGCGGUCGCGGCCAUGGGCGUCCUGCUGAGCCGACACUGCCCUGUCUGGGCCGGUGCUGGCGGGAGCCUGCGGUUCAUGCAGAGGCUGGGCUACGUGAGCUGCGUCGCCUACCCGCUGGCGUCCAUCCCGCUCACCGUCUACUGCGCGCUCCCGGCGGCCUGCCUCCUCACCGGCAAGUCCAUCUUCCCGGACGACAUGGGCUUCUACGACGCGGUCGUGGUCAUCUUGCUCCUGUCCUCGGUGGUGGCCACGGUCGCGCUGGAGCUUCGGUGGAGCGGCGUGACGCUGCGCGCGUGGUGGCGGGACCAGAAGCUCUGGGCUGUCACUGGCACGUCGGCGUGCCUUGCGGCCGUGUUCCAGGGCAUCCUCCGCUCGUGCGCCGGGAUCGACGUUUGUUUCUCUUCCACCUACACGGAGACGGCGGCGACCAGGACGUCGUCGUCGACCUCGGAUGACGACAGUGGCGCCGCCGGCGAGGAGCCCUCCGACGCGCAGAAGUCCGUGCUGCGGUGGUCGAACCUGCUGAUCCCACCGGCGAGUCUGCUGCUGGGAAACCUCGCCGGCGUCGUGGUGGCCGUGUCGUACGGGGUGGACCACGGGUACCGGUCGUGGGGACCGGUCCUCGUGAAGCUGGCUCUCGCCUUGUGGGUGGUGGCGCACCUGCAGGGCUUCUUCAGGGGUCUCCUUGCGCGGCGGGACAGGGCACCCACCAUCGCCGUGCUAUGGUCGGUGCUCUUCGUGUCCGUGCUCUCGCUGCUCUGGGUCAACGUCGACUCCUACUCAGCGCCGCCGGCGCAGUCCACGUUGCAGCAGCCGGUCUUGUGA
Molecule: messenger RNA, 2445 nt
Organism: Zea mays
Lineage: Eukaryota; Viridiplantae; Streptophyta; Magnoliopsida; Poales; Poaceae
Product: putative cellulose synthase A catalytic subunit 11 [UDP-forming]
Exons: 6
Biological process (GO): cellulose biosynthetic process
Cellular component (GO): membrane
Molecular function (GO): cellulose synthase (UDP-forming) activity
Source: RefSeq, a predicted model, not a curated record